This is a messenger RNA of Lineus longissimus, 3210 nucleotides long. RefSeq names its product BAG family molecular chaperone regulator 3-like. The coding region runs from base 18 to 1328 and encodes 436 amino acids. Gene Ontology annotation, cellular component: cytoplasm; cytosol; nucleus. The transcript is spliced from 2 exons. Gene Ontology annotation, molecular function: protein-folding chaperone binding; adenyl-nucleotide exchange factor activity. Gene Ontology annotation, biological process: protein stabilization. The record is from RefSeq and is a predicted model, not a curated record. NCBI's taxonomy places the organism in Eukaryota, Metazoa, Nemertea, Pilidiophora, Heteronemertea, Lineidae.
GUUCGGGAAUAUGGCGAAUGUUUCCAGCAUUUUCUAGUUUUGGUCAUUUCUGGAUAAAAUCACCAAUAAAAAUCGCAAUGUCUCAAUUUCCACAAUAUCAGAAUAGUGCUAACACAUACGACAACGAACCAUUACCACCAGGCUGGGAAAUGUUUAUCGAUAGAGGCACUGGGUGGCCAUUUUUCGUGGAUCACAACAGCCGAACAACAAGUUGGCAAGAUCCAAGAAAAAGUCGAUCGCAAGGAGACUACAAUAAUCCAUAUGGUUCCACAUCAAUUCCAGUGCAGCACCAGGGAGGUGGAGGAUAUCAUCAACAUCAAUUUCCUCCAAGUCAACCCCCUAGUUCUUACCAGCAGCAGCCGCAGCAUCAGUACCAGUACGGGCAACCUCAACAAGCGCCACCAACCCGCCAAUCGACGCCACAGCAUCAAUAUCGCACACCACAAGGCAGUGUUGAUAUCCCCAUCUUGCGCGAGUCUGGACAUCCAAAUAGCGGGCAGAAUGCUAGACCUCAGCAUCCAGGGACCCAAUCACGUCCGAUGCCUCAACAGCAGGAUUCUCCUGUUCACCAGGGGAGCCGGGUGUAUCCUAAUCUCCAUCAAGCACAGCCUCCAAGGAGUUCACCACAAAAUCAAGGCGCUGCCCAAAAAACCUAUCAAGCAAGCCCAACGAUCAACAGGAAUGUUCAAGAUGUCCGCGGUGCCAAACCUGGAAACCAGUCACCAAGAACACCUCAGCGUAAUCCUAAUCUAGCGCCCCAAGAGCAAGGAAGUGCAAACAACAGUCGUGCCUCAACUCCAUCAAAAGAUAUGACACAGAUGGAGAAAAUCGACAUGAUCCGCAGUAACGUUGAAAAACUGCGCCGAGAUGUUGACGAGUACAUCGGCCCGAAAAGUGACAAAAACUUCAUAUACUUAGAAGAGAUGCUGACACGUAAUAUGCUCAAGUUGGACUUAAUUGAAUCGGAUGGAAACUCGGAUAUCAGAACGGCACGGAAAAAUGUAGUAAGGUCGGUCCAACAGGCUCUUGAUCAACUGGAACUGAAGGGAAUGACAUAUACGCCUCCCACUGAAAGUGAUGAGCUAGUUGGCAGUGAACGAUGUGAUGGAGCCCAGUUAGUCAACGAGCAAAAAGGUCAAGGUCAUAGUCUUCAAGAUACUGCUUCUAAUGACUAUGACAACACACAGAAUCGUGUCACUAAUUCGAAUGAACCUGGUGCUCCACCUCGUAAUGCAAAUGGAGGACCAUCUUCGGCUCCACCAGGUGACCACCAAGCACCACCAACCAAAGUUAAAGAAAUGGUACUUAAUAGUGAAGUCCCUUGUUGAAUAUAGCUAUGAAUAGCUGAUGUCAUUGUUAGGUUUGGCACUGUUUAAGGCCUGUGGAUGAAGUUGUAUGCAAACUGAAAGUGAAAGCAUUAAAAAUGCAUGAAGAGGGAAACUGAUUGCUUGGUUCCCUUGGUUCGUGCAUCCAUCCUCUUACAGUUUGUAUGAAAAUAAUCUUCAUCUACAGUCCUCAGAAAGUUGUCCUGCAUGUGAUUUGAUAGUAUAACAUAUUGUAGAUGGAACUUGUACUGUAAAAACAACUUUUUAAAAGCUCGUAACAAUAGGUUUUUAGGGCGAAUUUAAAACCCUGUGGAGUUGAGAGAGCUUUUUAUACAAAUUGGUGCUAGAAAGUGAGGGUAUAGAAUAGUCAGCUGGAAUGGAAAGUGUUUCAUGUCACAUUUUACAAACUUAAGUUGAGUACUAUCAUGAGUAAAGGCAGAAACUAGAGGCUCCGUAUUACAUGGAUGUGAACUUGGUUAAAUACUUAGUGUAACAAUGCACAGCCAAAUCACAAUUCACCAGUUUAAAGUGCAUGCUAACUGUCGAAAGCAAAUAUUACAUUGGUGAGUGUCAAAGUCUCUUGCCUGUAUGUGGACAUGCCAGAAUCAUGUUCAUUGUAAGUAUAUUGUAACACACCUCGGAGGGGUGGCAUUUAGGCAAACUUGGCUGAACAAUUAUUUGUUGAUUUGCCCGUUUCCUGCUUACAUGUGUGUAAUGAGUAGUAAUUCCUAUUGUCAGAUCACAUUCAAUUGAAAUGCCAUUCUUCUAGAUUUGCCCAAGUAUCCGAAAUGACUGUGUAGGACUGAAUGAACUUUAGCUCCGCGUCGUUACGACAUACACAACUAAAGUAGUGAGGGCAUUUUGUAGUGUAAGGUAGGGUGGUACAGUUAUAGCCUCCUCUACUGCUGUGUACUGCCAGUUGGUUUCUACACUGGUGUGCUGUAUUUGUAUCCCUUUACCUUAACCUCUAAAAAUGACAUGACGUCCUUUUGUUUUGCAUCUUGUGGUAAUACAUGUUGGGGAACAUUUUCGACUGCUACACCAGCCUAAGAUGUUUCCAUCUGAAUUGGUGAGAAACCUCUCAGUCAACCUUUCUUUUCAAUGCUUCAAGAUGGAACAGUAAACUAUGUGAGGCUCACUCCAUGCUCUUGUCCAUCCAAUAGCAAACACAUGAGUUUGACCUUUACGAGGGAGUGUCAACUUCUUUUUGGUGUCUGACAUCUGAUCCGUGGUAUUGGUUGAUUCCCACUCACACAAAGCAACCAUGGUAGCACUUAUGAUGAAAUCAGCUGUCUGUUGUUGUUUCCGUGGACACAAGUAGGCCUAGAAGUUCAUUUUAUGGUCUCCUGGAAUAUUUCUGUGGGCCUGCCCAGUUUACAUAUGUAUUACUUGUGUUAGACUCUGAAAGACACUCUAGUGUUCAUGUCGUGCUAAAAAGCACCGAUCCCGGUCGAGUUCAAAAUAUGUCUCGUGUUUACUUUUAUGAUAUCACAGGCAUUGGUUUGAAUUGUGAUGUAAAGUCUGCAUUGUCUCUGUCUUAAAGGAGGAGUAGGAAGAGUUACAGCUGGGCAGGCUCUGCAUAUAGUUACAUAUCUCUUGAUUGCCAGUGGAGCAGUACUUUCUGCCAAGUACGACAACUCCUCCUUUAAACGAACUGGUGAAUUGACUCCACCUCUUUAUGUUCAAAACAUGUCAUUUCUGCAGAUCUUGGGCCAUGUGUCCUUUAAUAAUUUCACUGUGAUGCCACCUAUUGUUCACAUGAUGUACUUCAAAUGUAAAUAGCUAGGAUUGAAUUAUGUAAAUAACAGUAAGUUAUUAAUAGAGUUAAAUUUUAUGUAAAUUCAAUUAUUAAUGAUUAAAGUCUGUGUUACAAUUGAAUUUAUAA